Paramecium sonneborni is the source of this 1960-nucleotide messenger RNA. NCBI's taxonomy places the organism in Eukaryota, Ciliophora, Oligohymenophorea, Peniculida, Parameciidae. The record is from the annotation of a GenBank genome assembly.
AUGUUAACAAAAUUAUUUGUGCGAAAAUUUUACAAUCAAUUUAAUUUUCAACAAUGUUCCUAAUUUUCGAAGCUUAAUCACUUUUUUUAGCAAUUUGAAAUGGAUAAAUAUGAUACAAGUUCUUAAAUUGAUACAUCAGACAGAAUGAAAUUUUCAAAAAUAAUUGAAUCUAUGGAUUAAGGCAAGUAAUCAUUGUUUAAUUCCUCUCUUUCAGAAUAUUUGAAUACAGAAAGUAUAAAAUUUGAGUAAUUGUUGACAUUACUAACAUAAUUACAUCAAACAAAUAUUUUUUGUAAUAAACCUAAUUAAGAAAUUCUCUUGUAAAUGAUAAAUUAAAAUUUGAAAACCAUUAAUAUAGGCAUUCUUUAGAUGAUAUCACAUAGCUUGUCACUUGGUAUUGCUAAUUAAUAGACUUUAAGUUUAUAUCUUUAACAUUUUAUAACAUGUGAUUUAAAGAAGUUUAACUAUUUGCAAUAAUUUGAUAUGAUUUUUAUUAUUUCUUAAGGAAUUUUAAAAUUUAAAAUUGAUCUAAGCAAUCCUGAAUUUAUGAAUUAGUGGAAAGUGUUAUUGUAAUUAUUGAAACCUCAUUUAGAAAAAAAGAAUGAAUGGGUUGUUAAGAAAUAUCCACAUUUAGCAUUCAUAGUGAGAAGUAUAAGCUAAGACAAUACUAAUAACAUUUUGGUUCAAGAUUUAAUAAAUUUGUUUAAGACAAUCUCAAUAAAGUUUAUACAAUAAUAGGAUCUCAUUUAUAAAUUGGAUUUUAAAGAAAUCACUAUAUUAUUAUCAAGUGUAAUAAAGAUUAGAGAGAGACAUUUACCAUAAGAACUUAAUAUUUUGAUUGAAAAUUUGAUAAAGUAUCUUUUAAGAUAAGAUUUAUCAAAAUUCAAUGAUUCCUCUUUACAAUCUUUGGCAUUAUCAUUAACUUAACUACCUUCCUAUUAAUCUUAAUUUCAAGAAUUAUUAAUAUAGUAGAUAGAUGAUAGAAAGAGAUAAGGUAAAAUAAAUUUAAAGUAACAUUUGUCAAUCAUAUAUGAAUUGACUAUGAAAUGGAAAAAUAAGGUGAACUCUGAAAAAUUAGUUAGUUUAAUUACUAGUUUACCUAUAAAUGAAUAAUCGGAUUUUGAUCUUGCUCACUAUUUUUAAAUCCUUACAAUCUUACCUGCAGAAUAGAUAAUAAAUAUAUUAAAGUCUAUAGAAUAUGUAAAUAAUAGUUAUAAUAAAUAAGGAUUUGAUUUAACGAAAUUAGAAUAAUAGUAAAAAUAAAAAUUACAAGAAAGAUUCAAUUUCUUCAGAAAGAAUAAUGAAAUCUUUAGUGAAGAUAGAAGGUUACGUAAAAUAAUUAAAUACAUCAAAUGUUAAUAUGUAAUUGAUUUAGAACAUAUAAAAUUUGUUAAAAUGAUAAUCAAUUAAUUAUAGUUUAUAAAUAAAUGUAAUAAUAAACAGCAGAGGAUUUGGCAGAGAAAGAAGCAGAGAUUAAAGAAGCAUUUGAAAUAUUUGAUAAAAAUAAGUCCAAAAGUAUAUCUGGUAAUAAUAAUGUUAAUAAUUGAAUAAAGUUUAGGAACUGACUUCAGUAUUUCGUUCUUUAGGUUAUAAUUUUUCACAAGAUGAAAUAUAAUCAAUGGUGAAAGAAUUGAGAUAAUCUUAGAAAGCAGAAGGAGCAGAUGAUAAAGAAUUAAAUUUUGAUGAUUUUAAGAAUUUAUUAUUAAUGCAAGAGGAGAAAGCAAAGAAUGGAGAAGAUGAUUUAAGAGAUGCAUUUGAAGUUUUUGAUAGAGAUGCUAAUGGUUAUAUAGGAUUAGAGGAACUGAUGAUGGUCGCUAAAAGUCUUGGUGAAAAUAUAUCAGAAGAAGAUUUGAAAGGAAUGUUGUAAUAUGCAGCAAAUACAUUAAAUUAAAAUGAUGAUGAUAAAGAUAAAACACCUUAAAUUAAUUUACCAUAAUUUGUAGAAGCCUAUUUAAAAUGA